GAGAAUAUAUACUGUGAAUAAAUACCGUAUCCAAGUUGUAUCAAAAUGGCGACGUCAGACGAUUCCAGGGAAGUGUUUCAAAGAAAAGUUCAGGCUAGAAUCGCUGGACAGUUUCUGAAGCAAAUUGACCCAGAUGCACUCGAGGACCCUGACCGAUACAGUGGUAACAAUGUUGGCAAACUCUCCAGUCAGAUUGACCCAGCGACUCAGAAGAAAUUUGAGGCGAAGUUUGGCAAAUACCGUCGGAAGGAUUCUGUAUUUAGCAUCAUGAAUAUACUCUGGUUGAUGGCUGGCGUGGCAGUGUUUUACUUCUCAGAAAUUGUCCUGGUAAUCAGAUACGACCCUCGUGUUGACAGAUUAUGGUUCAACAUCGGCUCCGUGUUGAUGGGGAUCAACAUCUGCAUUGCCAUGUUCCUGGUUGUCUACCUGUCCUACAUCAAGAAGAUCAGCGCCGACGACUGGGAACGACACUACCCCGCACUCAUCCCCAUCGCCACGGCAGCGUUUAUAUUUGGUGGCAUCUGUCUGUCGGUGGGGCUGUGGCCGGUGUGGGGUCUCCUGACAGUCCCGAUCCUCUUCACCAUGUUCAUGAGCUUUGUCGUCUUCAUUGCGAUGUUUGGAUGAAAGGUGGCAUGCUGCAUCAGUGGAUGCGACGUUGUUGGCUGUGUGUGUUAAUGGCAGCAAUACAGACCCAGUCCAUUGGGGGCAUGUGUAAUUGGCAAGCAAUCAGAGCAGGCAGAGUUUGGAAGUCACCAGGGCUCGAGGAGCUGGCAAGACUCGUAUGGUAAUGACAGUUGACAGUGCAGGUGACACACAUCAAGUGGCCUCACUUGGGAUGCACAACAGCUCCUCGGAUGGACAUUGCUGACAUUAAUAUUCAGAAACCGACAACUGGUGCAGGAGGACGACAUAUUGAUGCACGGCUUGUUUUGUAUCUGUACCCUUGGAAGCUCUUUCAGAUGUCCAAUACUGAACACAGCAUAUCUAUUUUAUAUUUUAUCUACCAAGGCAAUAUGGAUAGUGAAUGAUGAUGAUUUUUUGAUGAUAAUGAAAAUGCUUGGUUUUUUUUGCAUGGAUGAGGUUAUGGCUAAAGAAAGUACAUUGGUGAUUUGGGCAUGGAUGUGGUUAUGGCUAGAGAAGUGCAUGAGUUAUUUUUUGGCAUGGAUGAGGUUAUGGCUAAAGAAGUGCAUGAGUUAUUUUUGGGCAUGGAUGAGGUAUAAUGGCUAAAGAAAGUGCAUGAGUUAUUUUUGGGCAUGGAUGGGGUUAUGGCUAAAGAAAUUGCAUGAGUUAUUUUUGGGCAUGGAAGAGGUUAUGGCUAAAGAAGUGCAUGACUUAUUUUUGGGCAUGGAAGAGGUUAUGGCUAAAGAAAUUGCAUGAGUUAUUUUUGGGAAGGAUGGGGUUAUGGCUAAAGAAAGAGCAUGAGUUAUUUUUGGGAAGGAUGGGGUUAUGGCUAAAGAAAGUGCAUGAGUUAUUUUUGAGCAUGGAAGAGGUUGUGGCUUAAGAAAGUACAUGGGUGAUAUCAACAGUGAUUUGUUCUUGAAUCAAGUGAAGGAUAUCAAUUCUCCUGUGGAUGGUCAGUCAGAAAUUUGCGGCGUUAUUUCUUUCUCACAUGUGUGUUAAAGUAUUGUCAGGUUACUUUAUAACCAGGGGAAGGAUGGGGAUUAGAGUUCAAGAGUGGGUUAUGAUGGAAUAAACUGGGACCAACUUAAGGUCUUGUGUUUUUAUGUUUAAAAUGUUGGUCCUAUCCUUUACGGUUCAUUGUGAGUCAAUGCAUGAUGGGAAACCGCUUGUGAUUGUGAGAGUUUUAUUAAUAUAUGUGUCAUAAUAUCUGGGUUAUAUGCCCUCUGUUUUCUAAUCCUGUUUCCAUAAAGGAUGGAAUAAAUGCAUGAUUUUUAUUUAUUAUGACAUGAACCCCUUGAUAUGGUAAUGUUUCUUUUAUGUUUAUGUGCUUGUUGUAACUUUCAUGGAAUAAAAUAUUCUUUAACAUUUAAA
Haliotis rufescens (red abalone) is the source of this 1992-nucleotide messenger RNA. Its product is annotated as transmembrane protein 128-like. The record is from RefSeq and is a predicted model, not a curated record. The coding region runs from base 46 to 624 and encodes 192 amino acids. NCBI's taxonomy places the organism in Eukaryota, Metazoa, Mollusca, Gastropoda, Lepetellida, Haliotidae. The transcript has 4 exons.